Amborella trichopoda is the source of this 2013-nucleotide messenger RNA. RefSeq names its product la-related protein 6C. Gene Ontology annotation, biological process: RNA processing. The record is from RefSeq and is a predicted model, not a curated record. Lineage: Eukaryota; Viridiplantae; Streptophyta; Magnoliopsida; Amborellales; Amborellaceae. Gene Ontology annotation, molecular function: RNA binding. Gene Ontology annotation, cellular component: ribonucleoprotein complex; nucleus.
UUGAACGAGGAAAAGGGAACUGCUAUCUAUGCAGAUUUCACUAUUUCCACCCAAAAGAGUGGUGGAUCUUAUAUCAUUGUCUCCGUCUAAUAAUACCACCUAUAUUUUGGGUGGUAAUAGCAAGAACAGCAUCGCGAUCUGAGAAAUGUUUCUCAACACUAGAAACCAGAAGAACCAGGAGAGAGUGAGACAGAGAUCAAUAUUCUAAACAAAUACUAACCCUAAAACCAAAUUUUGCAGUAAAUUGUUAUAGGAAUCUCUUGAAUCACUAUUUUUUGUUGAUCAAUUAUUGCCUAAUUGAGGUCCAGGCAACCCCCAAAUUUGGACCAAUACUUACAGAGAAUUCUUUCAGUAGGCUCUGAAAACACUAAUUUUUUAACUGAUUUGGUUGAAUUUUUGGGCUGAAAUGUCGCAGGAGUAUCCUGAAAGGCCUCAGGAAUCAGCAGAGGCUCCAUUAGAGAGGAUUGUCUCAUUUAGCAAAUUGAAUGCUCAGGCCCCUGAGUUUGUUCCUAGAGCUCAAGCUCAAGCCCAUGUCUCUGCCUAUAUGUAUCCUUCUUUCCAGGUUAGUGGUACUGGUUGGAUUUAUGGAGGAGAAUCAGGGCAGCUGCAAAUGGUUUCUACUUCUUCUUCAAAAGAAAUUCUCACUGAUGAGCUUAAGCAGAAGAUUAUUAAACAGGUGGAGUAUCAUUUAAGUGAUUCAAGUCUGGCUACCAAUGACUACUUGAUGAAACAAAUGAAUAAAGACCCAGAAGGCUAUGUCUCAAUAUCAUUGAUUGCAUCCUUCAAGAAAAUAAAAGCCCUCGUUAACAACAAUCAUAUGCUUGCAACAGCACUUCGGUCCUCAUCUAAGCUUGUUGUGAGUGAAGAUGGCAAGAAAGUCAGACGCCAGCAGCGACUUACUGAUACUGACAUAGAAGAAUUCCAGUCUCGUGCUGUUGUUGUUGAAAACUUACCUUCAGAUCACUCUCAUCAAAACCUUGAGAAGAUUUUCGGUGUAGUUGGAAGCGUGAAGACUGUCCGAGUUUGUAAUCCACCAGCUUCUAGUACCUCAGGUUCCUUAUCAUCUAAGUCUCCUAAAACUGACAUGCUCGUGAGUAACAAGCUGCAUGCUCUCGUGGAGUUCGAGACUGUUGAGCAAGCUGAGAAAGCAGUUGCAGAAUUGAAUAAUGAAAAGAACUGGCGGAGCGGUCUCAGAGUGCGACAUCUUCUUAGACGUUCACCCAAGUCUGUUAGGUGUAGGAAGCUGGACUGCGACAAUACUGACGUGAAUUGCGAAGACGAUGCAGCUCUGCCCUCCAACGAGUCUGUGGAAGAUGGCUCUCAAUCUUCCAAACAGCCAGCAGAACAAAAUGGUGAUGAUGAUGUGGAGGAGAGAGAAGGUGGGUCCAGGAGAGGGAGGGGACGAGGGAGGGGAAGGUCUCGUGGGGCCGGGCAGGGUAGGCCCCCCUCUCAGCUUGGAAAUGUGGGCUCCACCCAGUCUGAGAGCACGAACAAGCAGACGCCACAUAGCCCAAGAAUGCCUGAUGGAACUCGUGGGUUCACGAUGGGGCGUGGAAAAUCGGUGAUCUCUUCACUGUCAGCAUUGGAUUAAAAGGAAUCCAAGCUUCAUUUUCUCAAAUGGUUUACGUUUUUUAUGAGGUGCAUGCUUUUCAGGGCUUUUCUUAUUGCUCUUUUUGUUGUUAUUUAGUUGUGGUAUAUGUAGUUUGUGUAUUGCUAGAAGGUGUUUGUGUGAGGGGGUUCUACCAUUAUCUAGGCACUUGCGUUCUUUUCCUUUUUUGUUUAUUUGUUUGAGAAGGGUGAUGCAAAGUACAAAAAAUGGGUAAAGAGAGUUCCUAUAUUAGAGAUGAGUUAUGUAAUGCAAGAUAUGGAGUAGUGCAGACUUAGAAGUAAAAAAUGGGUAAAGAGAGUUCCUAUAUUAGAGAUGAGGUAUGUAAUGCAAGAUAUGGAGUGGCGAGGACUUAGAAGUUAAGUUUAUGUGCUUGUUCAAAUAAAAGAAACUGCUUUUUAAGAUCA